Molecule: messenger RNA, 1345 nt
Organism: Adelges cooleyi (spruce gall adelgid)
Lineage: Eukaryota; Metazoa; Arthropoda; Insecta; Hemiptera; Adelgidae
Gene: Sec13
Product: protein SEC13 homolog
Exons: 2
Coding region: 181-1083 (300 amino acids)
Biological process (GO): protein import into nucleus; COPII-coated vesicle budding; positive regulation of TOR signaling
Cellular component (GO): nuclear pore outer ring; COPII vesicle coat
Molecular function (GO): structural molecule activity; protein binding
Source: RefSeq, a predicted model, not a curated record
GAAAUAGCAUACUAACUUGUUUGUAAAUUUAACUAAUUUCUCACAUUAUUAUAAAAAAAAAUGUAAUUUUGAAUAAAUUGGUAAUUGUUUUAGCUGUUCUUUUUCUAGAAAGAGUUGAAAUUGUCGGAUCUUUUGUGUUUAAAAGGUUUAAUAAGUAUUAACAACGAAAAUAUUUAAAGCAUGAAGAUGGUUCCGAUGGUUGGUCUAGUUCUAAAUGAACAUGAAGGGGAAGUGCAUGAUGCUGAAUUAGACUACUAUGGCCAACGCCUAGCUACAUGUUCCAGUGAUAAAUCUAUAAAGAUAUAUAGUAUUCAGAAUGGUAAUAAAACCCUUUUAGCUGAUAUCAAAGGUCAUCAUGGACCAGUUUGGCAAAUAUCCUGGUCCCAUCCGGUCUCUGGUCAUCUAUUGGCAUCAUGUUCUUAUGACAAACGUGUUGUUGUAUGGAAAGAAUCUAAUGACUGGUAUAAUAUUUUUGAAUAUGCUCAUGAAUCAUCAGUUAAUGCAAUAGCUUGGGCACCUCAUCAACAUGGUACUGUUUUAGCGAGUGCUAGUUCAGAUGGAUCUGUUGCUGUGCAUGUAUUUAAUAAAGAAUGGUCUUCUAAAGCUUUCGGUGCCCAUCACAAUGGAUGUAACUGUGUUGCUUGGGCGCCAUACAAAGAACAAUUAUUUGGACCAGAUCAAAUGAAUUUUGGUAAGAAAUUGGUGUUAGCAACAGGAGGAUGUGACAAUUUGGUCAAAAUGUGGGUUGAUGAAGGAGAUCGUUGGGUACAGAUUGGGGAGAUCAAUUCUCAUACUGAUUGGGUUCGAGAUGUUGCAUGGACAUGUACCGUUGGGGAUAAUAGACAACUUAUAGCAAGUUGUUCUGAAGAUAAAACUGUUGUAGUCUCCAGCAGUGAUGAUUACUCAAAAUGGAUAUCAACAAGAAUGCAUUUAUUUGAUAGCCGUGUAUGGACUGUCAGUUGGUCAAAAAUUGGGAAUGUUUUAGCAGUGUCUGCUGAAAGUAAUAAAGUAUCUCUAUGGAAAGAAAACAAAAGUGGAAAAUGGGUCACAUGUAGUGAAGUUGAAGAAAAUAAAGGAAAUUAAAAUUUCUCAACAAAUAUUUCUUAUUAAGUAUUACAAUUUUGUAUUUUCCUUAGAAAACGCCUUUUUGAAAUUUAUUGCAGUAAGGAUUGUAUACGUUAUUAAAAAAUAUAAUUAAUUGUAUAAAUUAUAGAUAAACUAUCAGUUUUUUUAAACUAUUUUAUCAACUACCAAGCAGAAAUUGUCAUUGCUAAUUUAGUUUUAUGUCUAUUUGUUCAAAAUAUUUUUGACAAUACAAAUUAAUAUUAUAAACUUUUUUUUUUAA